Molecule: messenger RNA, 1349 nt
Organism: Rosa chinensis
Lineage: Eukaryota; Viridiplantae; Streptophyta; Magnoliopsida; Rosales; Rosaceae
Product: aquaporin NIP1-1
Exons: 5
Coding region: 203-1018 (271 amino acids)
Biological process (GO): transmembrane transport
Cellular component (GO): membrane
Molecular function (GO): channel activity
Source: RefSeq, a predicted model, not a curated record
ACAGACCGAAUUAUAUCCACUACGAAAACCUUCAUAUGAAUCAUAAACCAUUUUGAUAAAACAAAUAAAAACCAAGGAGAGCAUUUCCUACUGGCCAACAUCUUCUCGCUCCAAGAUUGAAGGGCAAAACACCAGCAAUUUUCUCCUUCUGGCUUACUUUGCUCUCUCUAUAAUUCCCUAGCUUUUUUAGUACUUUUAAGCCAUGGCAGAGAAUCUUGCAACCAAUGGAAGCCAUGUUCUCAAUGUUGAAAAUGACAAACCUUGCUCCAAUACCAACCAAGAAUCAAGCAGUAGCUUUUUCUGUGUACCCUUUAUGCAGAAGGUGAUUGCUGAGGUGUUGGGGACAUACUUUAUGAUAUUGACGGGUUGUGGGUCUGUGGUGGUGAAUUUGAACACAGAAAAUACGGUGUCGUUUCCAGGGAUUGCAAUAGUUUGGGGACUGGUUGUGAUGGUCUUGAUUUACUCUGUUGGUCACAUCUCUGGUGCUCAUUUCAAUCCUGCUGUCACUAUUGCUUUUGCUACCACCAAGAGAUUUCCAUGGAAACAGGUACCCCCUUAUAUUGCUGCUCAAGUCCUUGGAUCAACAUUUGCAAGUGGUACACUCAGACUUCUGUUUAACAAGCAUCAAGACCACUUUGUAGGAACAAGUCCCAGUGGAACUCCCUUGCAGUCUCUCGUGAUUGAGUUCAUAAUCACAUUUUACCUCAUGUUUGUUGUUUCUGGUGUUGCUACUGAUAACAGAGCGAUCGGAGAGCUUGCUGGGCUUGCAGUUGGCUCCACUGUUCUUCUGAAUGUGUUGUUUGCAGGGCCAAUUUCAGGAGCAUCAAUGAACCCAGCAAGAAGCUUAGGACCUGCAAUAGUAUCAAACCAUUACAAAAACCUGUGGAUUUACAUUGUGUCACCAAUUCUUGGAGCUGUAAGUGGUGCCUUGGUCUACAAUUUAAUCAGAUUUACAGAUAAGCCACUGCGUGAGCUCACCAAGAGUGGUUCUUUCUUGAAAGGCGCAUGCCGUACCUAAUUGAUGAAAAUAGAAGAAUAAGGGAUUUGCUAGACAGAAAGUGAUCUAAUUGUGGGUUAGGGAGAAGAGAGGUAAAGACUAUAAAAUUCUCCGACAGCUUCCCUAGGGAGGUGAACUUUAGAGAAAUUGUCGAGAUGCUCUACAGACCAUUUACGCAUCAUUUUGUUUAUUUUCUCCGAAAGUGGGGCUAAGAGCAAGCUCAUAGUAGGUCAAAAGUCAAAUAUUUUCAGCCUACCAAAAACAAAAUAUUCUCUCAAAUAUGCAUAUUUGGCUUGUCAACAAAAAGCAGCGAUGCUGCCACCGUAGACUAAAUUCUAUAAGCCAAAAAUCA